GAAGAAAACGGCCUAAGUACGCUCUUUCCCAUAGCAGACGGCACGCAGCCAACACGCUGAUCAUAAUAAUCAGAGCAUUCUAUGUGUCGACGGCGUUUCAGUCUUGCUGAUUGUCGCAUGAAUAUUUGUACUGCUUGUCAUAUGACGACGGAAAGAGAUAAACGUCUCCAACCGCUCGUUGCUUGGUUUGUAUUCGCGAUUUUUUAUGUGUUUGCGCUGGGAAACUCACUUGUCGUCAAGCUUGUUAUUGCUAAAGAUACCAAACAUCGGGUCGUAACCUGCUCGUUUGCAUUUCUCACGCUCCAGGUUGCGUUGCUUGUUAUGAUCGACUGACAUGUUCUUUUUGUUAGAAAAAAGACGACUUGACAUCAACCGUACAUUUAGCUUCAAGGCAUGUAAGCAGUUGCCUGACAAGAGCAUACAUCAAGCUUAUAUCCAGUCAGAUAUAUGAUAGAUCAUUUGGUGGAAACAAACACAGGAGGAUACUAAAAACCCUUUUCCUA
Molecule: messenger RNA, 503 nt
Organism: Plasmopara halstedii
Lineage: Eukaryota; Oomycota; Peronosporomycetes; Peronosporales; Peronosporaceae
Exons: 1
Coding region: 82-333 (83 amino acids)
Source: RefSeq, a predicted model, not a curated record